AUGGCCGGGGUGUUUGAGGUAGAGGUGGAUGGGGCAGAGCACGACCAUGGGUUGGAGCAUCACGAUAAGCCAAUGCAGUUUGACUUGUCGAAGCUCACGCCUGAAGAGAAGUGGAGAGUGGAACACGCCAAGAUGCACGCCAAACACAAAGGCCACGAGGCCAUGCACGCCGAGAUGGUGCUGAUCCUCAUCGUCACGCUAGUCAUCGCCCAGCUCGUCCUCGUGCAGUGGAAACAGAGACACCCCAAAUCUUACAAUCUGGUGACUCUGUUCCAGAUGUGGGUAGUUCCUCUCUACUUUACUACCAAACUUCACUGGUGGAGGUUCCUGACCACGUGGUUUAUCUUCUCUGUCAUCACAGCAUAUAUUACCUACCGUGCCACUCGCAAGCCUCUGGCCUGCACAACGCCAAGAUUGGUGUACAAAUGGUUCCUCCUCCUCUACAAGAUUAGCUAUGGCACCGGGAUAGUUGGCUACACGGUUGUCAUGUUUACUCUUUUUGGUAUCAAUCUUAUAUUCAGGAUAAAGCCAGAAGAUGCAAUGGACUUUGGUGUGUCUCUGCUAUUUUACGGGCUGUACUACGGUGUUCUUGGAAGGGACUUUGCAGAGAUGUGUGCUGACUUCAUGGCGUCAACAGUCGGUUAUUACAGUGCGUCGGGAAUGCCAACCAAGCAUUUGUCCGAUAAUAUCUGCGCCGUAUGUGGUCAAGCUAUCCUUGUUGACGUCAGUGAAGAAGGCAUCAUAGAGAACACAUACAGAUUAUCAUGCAACCAUGUUUUCCAUGAGUUCUGCAUAAGAGGUUGGUGCAUCGUCGGAAAGAAGCAGAUGUGCCCGUACUGCAAGGAGAAAGUGGACCUGAAGCGAAUGUUCAGUAACCCUUGGGAAAGGCCUCAUGUCAUGUAUGGCCAGCUUUUGGACUGGCUCCGCUACUUGGUGGCCUGGCAGCCUGUUAUCAUUGGCUUUGUGCAAGGCAUCAACUACGUCCUCGGUCUGGAGUGA
Nerophis lumbriciformis (worm pipefish) is the source of this 999-nucleotide messenger RNA. The record is from RefSeq and is a predicted model, not a curated record. Lineage: Eukaryota; Metazoa; Chordata; Actinopteri; Syngnathiformes; Syngnathidae.